This is a messenger RNA of Malania oleifera, 757 nucleotides long. Its product is annotated as photosystem II 10 kDa polypeptide, chloroplastic. Lineage: Eukaryota; Viridiplantae; Streptophyta; Magnoliopsida; Santalales; Ximeniaceae. The coding region runs from base 214 to 639 and encodes 141 amino acids. Gene Ontology annotation, biological process: photosynthesis. Gene Ontology annotation, cellular component: photosystem II oxygen evolving complex; thylakoid membrane; photosystem II. The transcript is spliced from 5 exons. The record is from RefSeq and is a predicted model, not a curated record.
GAGGGAGAGAGUGUGGAUAAGGUUGGGAGCAUGGAGCCACAGAGGACGUGCCACGUGUGACACUGAGGAUCACCAAUCCAUGGUUCAUGUUAACUCUUCUUACGAUCACAUGGUAUUUACUAUCACUGCUCCAGCUCGCCACUGCUGCUCCUAUUGCAAAACUAAAAGAGUGAUAAAUAUUAUUAAGAAGAAGAUUGAUAGACAGAGAGAAGGAUGGCUGCAGCUACUUCUUCUGUGUUGGGUCUGAAACAGUCUCCCAUAUUUACUGCUAUUCCAAGAACAGCAGCGCAGGGGAUCCCUUCGCUCGCUCGAUCUUCUCCUUCCUCCUUCAGGGUUGUGGCCAGCAAAAAGAAAAUCAAAACCGAUAAGCCCUACGGAAUUGGCGGUGGGAUGGAGCUGAGGGAUGGGUCUGAUGCAUCCGGCAGGAAGGGAACGGGAAAAGGCGUCUAUCAAUUUGUAGACAAAUAUGGUGCUAACGUUGAUGGAUACAGUCCAAUUUACUCGCCAGAGGAAUGGUCUGCAGGUGGUGAUGUUUAUGUUGGUGGUACCACUGGCUUGUUGAUUUGGGCUGUUACCCUAGCUGGCCUUCUUGCAGGAGGUGCUCUUCUUGUUUACAAUACGAGUGCUUUAGCACAAUAAGGCAUCAAUGUUGUAAUCUAUGUAAUGUGUCAAGUCUAUUCCAACACUAGGAAAAUCUUGAACACUCAUAAAAAUUAUGUUAAAACUUGUAUGUAAUAUUGUGGCUUGGUUCUUCCAA